Molecule: messenger RNA, 450 nt
Organism: Dicrocoelium dendriticum
Lineage: Eukaryota; Metazoa; Platyhelminthes; Trematoda; Plagiorchiida; Dicrocoeliidae
Source: the annotation of a GenBank genome assembly
AUGACCAAAGGGAAAGCCAUUACUGAACAACCCACUGCAGUGAUCGUGAGCACAAGUCUUGGUCCGAAUUCGCAGCAUUUCCUAUGUAGUAUUUGCUUAAACAAAGUGGUUACCACAGUGCAUUAUGUGAAUGGCCCGUGCACUUGGCUUGCCUGCACCGGAAUCGCUCUCAUCGGCGGAUUCCUCGGUUGCUGCCUGAUUCCCUUCUUCGUCAACACAUGCAAGGAUGCAAAACAUAUGUGCCCGACCUCCAGUGAUCUGCCCGCAUCCUCUCAGCAGCCUCAGCCCCACUUGCGUUCCACUUUCCGACAACUACCCCCAAGCCCUUUAACUGACCAGUUAGUUAAAUGGCGAGAUGCAUGGAACUUUUGUGGUACUACCGAAGCGCCUGAACUUUUCGGCCCUCAGCCCAAGCAUUCGUGCAAACUGAUCCCUCGCCAUCGAAUCUGA